Westerdykella ornata is the source of this 1528-nucleotide messenger RNA. RefSeq lists its product as uncharacterized. The record is from RefSeq and is a predicted model, not a curated record. Gene Ontology annotation, biological process: negative regulation of rDNA heterochromatin formation; negative regulation of silent mating-type cassette heterochromatin formation. Gene Ontology annotation, cellular component: cytosol; Rpd3L complex. The transcript is spliced from 4 exons. NCBI's taxonomy places the organism in Eukaryota, Fungi, Ascomycota, Dothideomycetes, Pleosporales, Sporormiaceae. The coding region runs from base 58 to 1389 and encodes 443 amino acids.
CAUUGCCUUUCUGUGCCGAAUCCUCACCUCUUCCCACACCGAAUACACACUGUUACCAUGGCCGGACAGCAACAUCAGAUCCAAGACGCAAUAUACUCCCUGAAAAGGCGGCUGCUCAGGAGCGAAGACUCGACCGACGACGAUGAGAGCGACAACCCUCUCGACAGCAACCACAGGCAGAGCCUGAAGCGGAAGUCCCGGUAUACACGAUAUGGGAGAGCCGAGGACCCUGCAGCACCCCCUCCGUACAAAAAGCGCAUCGUGCACGCCGGAUACCAGAGAUACAUUCUUCAGCGCAAUCCCCCAAAAUACGACCCAGAUGGCGACGUCGUGGAGCCCGGCGACGAAUAUGAAGACGAGAGCGAGCUUUCGUCGGUAGAGGAGAACCCAUAUGCAGAUAUCAGGUUAGAGGAAUUGCUCGCACCGCUUACCUCUGCGGCCGACCUGCCCAACCAUCCGGGCUUUGCUCCCAUCUACACGUCCAAGCACUUGACGAACCUCACAGCCGCGGCUGCCGCUCUCUCGCGUAGAGAACAGAUCUUGCUAGCACAAGCAAAGAGGCUCUCCACAAAGCUAAUGGGAGAGCCAUCCUUCAUUCCCUACCCCACCGAGGACCCCGCGUUUACCGAGAAUCUACAAGACUCUUGGGCACUCCCGGAACCGCUCAGCAGACCACAGACGAAUGGGCAAGCGAAGCGUGAGGAGCCAGAGGUCAUACAGGUUGGGAACGCACAAGAAUUGUUACACCAGCAAGAUGUCGUCAUGGAAGAUUCUACGGUAGCUGAAGGUACUUCUUCAACCACGGUAGAACGGCAGAAUGGCACAGACUCGGCACUGCCCACCCAGAACGGAGAGGCGAACAAACACACGAACGGCGAACAGCCCAACGGCGAACGUCCGCCAUCCCCGCCAGUCGAUGACGCCUCCGAGGCAGCCUCACACCGCAUGACGACGCGUGCACGCGCGCAAGCCGCGUCGGAUCAGUCUCCACCACCUUCACCUUCGAGCGCCGCACCUUACGUACAUCCAUGGUUCACCUUUCCAACCGACCUCCUUCCCGACCGCGACAUGGGCCUUCCGGCGGCCGAAGCAGAGGACACGCGCAUGCUUCUCCUUGCGUUCCUCCAGAAGCAGGAAGAGAUAGCGCGAGCUACCAGCGAGCUCUACGAUGGUAUCGCCCAGGGAGAACGUAUGCGGAAGGAGGUGUACCGAUGGUGCGUAGCCGAGGGCCAUGUCGGCGAGAUGAGCGACGGCGAGGAUUGGUACGACCGCGACGAGUGGGGGUUGACGGAGGAUUUGGCCAAGGGCAGAGAUGAGGAGGAGGAUGAUACCGCGGUGCAGGGCAAGAAGCCUACCCGACAGAGGAGGGCGAGGGGGAAGGAUGAUUAACGGUAUACGCGCUGGAUGUGGUGGUCGAUUUCCGUCUCUAUGCUGCAUCUCUUGCGGGUCCUAGCUGUUGCGCGAGUCUGCGGCCCUGAUCGAAGCUGGCGCAUAUGAUAAUGAACUUCUAUGGCCGGGCUCUUUUUCA